AUGUUGGACUCGUGUCUCCGGUCGCCCGCCUCGCCCGUUGAUUCCGCCAUGUUCCCGCCCGUGUACAACCGCUCCCUGUCGUCGUCGUCGUCGACCUCCAUAUCGUGCGACGCCCCCGCCAACGACAACAGCAGCUCCACGGGCACCACCGGCAUCCCCAACCACAUCAACCACUACCGCAGCUACGACCUCAUCCACUCGAGCGUCUACUCGACUGGCGCGAAGCCCCUGAGCAGCUCCGCGUGCCUGAAACAGCACGACCUCGAGCCCUUUGAGUUCCGGGCGCCUUCAGCUGCCGUGCCGACCCCGCGGUCCCACGCCGGCACGUCGCUCAGCUCGGUCUUUGGCGACCAGGACCUCAUUGACGCCAUCAUCGCCGUCAAGGCCGUCUCCAACCCACUCUUUAGCCUCAACUUCCCCGCCCCCCGACGCCUCCAGCAGCAGCAGCAGCCGAAGCGGCCGCAGUCGUUCACGGCGCUCAUGCAGCAGCGGCCGCUCGGGGGCAGUCUCUCGGCCGCCUCCAGCAGUAGCGGCCCCUGUCUGCGCAAACCCGGCACGUUCCUCAACAAAGACGGCCGCUGGAUCAAGGGCAAACCCUGUCGCAUGGACAGCUGCGACAAGCGCGCGCAGUCCAACGGCCUGUGCAAAGGCCACGGCGGCGGCGCGCGCUGCAGCUUCUCGGGCUGCAGCAAGUCGUCCCAGGGCGGGGGCUUCUGCCGCGCGCACGGCGGCGGCAAACGCUGUCUCUACGACGGCUGCGAGAAGGGCACGCAGCGCAACGGCUUUUGCUACCUGCACGGCGGCGUGCGGUCGUGCAGCGUCGACGGGUGCGAGAAGAAGGACCGCGGCAACGGCAAGUGCUUCUCGCACGGCGGCGGCCGCAAGUGUCAGGCGCUUAUGUGCUUCCACACGAUCCGACGGGGCGCGUUCUGCGACGUGCACAAUGAAAAGCUCAGGAAGCAGUAG
Molecule: messenger RNA, 966 nt
Organism: Hyaloperonospora brassicae
Lineage: Eukaryota; Oomycota; Peronosporomycetes; Peronosporales; Peronosporaceae
Source: the annotation of a GenBank genome assembly